ACAGAGUCGCCUUUGAACCGCAAGUGAACUUGAGUGCUGCACUAGCAGCCAGGCUCUCGCUGCCGCCGGCGCCCCGCGGCCUCCCAGUGAGGUUUACCUCCUCGCCCGCCCUCCCCGGAGAGCGCAACCCUGGGCUCGUUCGUUACCGAGCCAGAGAGCUAGGAAGCUUGUCCUCCCCUUCGGGUGCUAUUUCCUACCUCCUCCCGACUUCACCGCCCCCCCCCCCACUUUUUUUCUUGUUGCGGGUUUGGAGCAUGGUUUUCAUGUGAUUAUUUUUUCCCUUUUUCAUGGACAGUACCUGCACCCUAAGCAAUUCAGACUUGGCUUCUGUUUUCCGUUAGCGCUUUGCUGCACGGACAAAUGCAUACAAAUGCAUUUAGGAGCCCACAGAACAAGGCGUGGAAAAGUCUCCCCCACGGCAAAAACGAAACCACUUCUUCACUUUAUUGUGCUAUGUGUGGCUGGGGUUGUUGUUCAUGCACAAGAACAAGGCAUAGAUAUUCUUCAUCAACUAGGCCUUGGAGGCAAAGAUGUAAGACACUCAUCAUCAGCGACUGCUGUACCAGCAUCAUCUACACCAUUACCUCAGGGGGUCCAUUUAACAGAAUCAGGCGUCAUUUUAAAAAAUGAUGCUUAUAUUGAGACACCUUUCAUGAAAAUUUUACCAGUCAACUUAGGGCGGCCGUUUACAAUAUUAACUGGGUUACAGUCACAUCGGGUGAACAAUGCAUUUCUCUUCAGCAUUAGAAAUAAAAAUAGACUGCAAUUAGGAGUGCAAUUACUACCUAAAAAAUUAGUAGUACACAUUAGAGGAAAGCAGGCUGUAGUUUUCAACUACAGUGUUCAUGAUGAGCAAUGGCAUUUAUUUGCCAUUACUGUUAGAAACCAAAGUGUCUCAAUGUUUGUUGAGUGUGGAAAGAAAUAUUUUAGCACAGAGACUAUUUCAGAAGUGCAGACCUUUGAUUCUAAUAGUGUGUUUACUUUAGGAAGUAUGAAUAAUAAUUCUGUCCAUUUUGAAGGAAUAGUAUGUCAGUUAGAUAUUAUUCCUUCUGCAGAAGCAUCUGCAGACUACUGCAGAUACGUGAAACAGCAGUGUCGCCAAGCAGACAAAUACCAACCUGAAACAAACCUUCCUCAUACAACUCUGAUACCAGCUAAGAUACUGGAACACUCUCCCCCGCCCAAACGAUUUGCUGAAAAAGUACUGUCAGAGGAUACAUUUACUGAAGGCAGAAGUAUUGCAAAUAUCAUAAAUAAUGAUUCUGAAACAGUGUAUAAAAAACGAGAACAGCAGAUAUCAAGAUCUCAGUUAUCUUCUCUUCAGUCAGGAAAUGUCUCUGCUGUGGAUCUCCCAAACCAUGGGAUUCAGGCCAAAGAAAUGAUCACUGAGGAAGAUACUCAGACAGAUGUAAGCCUGUCAGUGACCCCUCAUCGCAUCAGUGAGGCAGGAAUGAAUACCAAAGAGAAAUUUAGUUCUCUUCCAAACAUAUCUGACAGUAUCACACAACAUGAUGAUAGAGUAACUGGUCUGUCACUGUUUAAGAAGAUGCCAUCUAUUCUUCCACAAAUAACACAAGAUACAAUUACCAAUCUCAAGAAGGCUAUCACAGCAAAUCUACAUACUAAUGAACUCAUGGAAAUGCAACCGAUUUUAAACACAAGCUUGUACAGAGUGUCAAAUGAACCGUCUGUGGAUAAUCACCUUGAUCUAAGGAAAGAAGGUGAAUUUUAUCCUGAUGCUACUUAUCCCAUCGAAAAUAGCUAUGAAACUGAGCUUUAUGAUUAUUAUUAUUAUGAGGAUCUAAAUACAAUGCUCGAAAUGGAGUAUCUGAGAGGGCCAAAAGGAGACACUGGACCUCCCGGUCCACCUGGUCCAGCAGGUAUCCCAGGUCCGUCAGGGAAGAGAGGUCCACGGGGCAUACCAGGGCCACAUGGAAAUCCUGGGUUACCUGGAUUACCUGGUCCAAAGGGCCCCAAAGGAGAUCCAGGAUUUUCCCCAGGUCAAGCUGUUCCUGGAGAAAAGGGUGAUCAAGGCCUUUCUGGAUUAAUGGGCCCCCCUGGUAUGCAAGGUGAUAAGGGCCUUGGUGGUCAUCCCAGGACCCAAGGGCUCUUUGGUCAACAGGGAAUUCCAGGAUUUGCUGGUAAUAUUGGUUCACCCGGUUACCCUGGCAGGCAGGGUUUAGCUGGACCAGAAGGUCAUCCAGGUCCUAAAGUGUCUUUGCUUAUUCUUUUGCAGGGUCUCAAAGGACAUCCUGGACUCCCAGGACUUCGAGGUGAACAAGGUUUAGCUGGACCAGAAGGUCAUCCAGGUCCUAAAGGUGCACAAGGCAUUCCUGGGAUCCGUGGAAAGAAGGGUUUUAAGGGGAGACAGGGUUUUCCAGGUGACUUUGGAGACAGAGGCCCUGCUGGUCUUGAUGGCAGUCCUGGACUUGUAGGUGGCACUGGUCCUCCGGGGUUUCCUGGGCUUAGAGGCAGUGUUGGCCCUGUAGGACCAAUUGGACCUGCUGGAAUUCCUGGCCCAGUGGGUCUUUCAGGGAAUAAAGGACUACCUGGAAUCAAAGGUGAUAAGGGUGAACAAGGCACUGCAGGAGAGCUAGGAGAACCAGGGUAUCCUGGAGACAAGGGUGCUGUUGGUUUGCCAGGACCACAAGGGAUGAGAGGAAAGCCAGGGCCUUCAGGCCAAACAGGUGACCCAGGACUCCAAGGACCAUCUGGCCCUCCAGGACCAGAGGGUUUUCCAGGAGAUAUUGGGAUUCCUGGACAAAACGGCCCUGAAGGACCAAAGGGACUCCUCGGAAAUAGAGGGCCUCCUGGACCUCCUGGUCUCAAAGGAACUCAGGGAGAAGAAGGACCAAUUGGACCCUUUGGAGAACUGGGGCCACGAGGAAAACCAGGUCAAAAGGGGUAUGCAGGUGAACCAGGACCAGAAGGCUUAAAGGGAGAAGUAGGAGAUCAAGGAAAUAUUGGGAAAAUUGGUGAAACAGGACCUGUUGGCUUACCUGGAGAAGUUGGGACAACUGGAAGCAUUGGCGAAAAGGGAGAACGUGGAAGUCCAGGCCCACUAGGUCCCCAGGGGGAAAAGGGUGUUAUGGGAUAUCCAGGUCCCCCUGGGGUUCCAGGACCUAUUGGUCCAUUGGGAUUACCUGGUCAUGUGGGGGCAAGAGGACCACCUGGGAGUCAAGGUCCUAAAGGACAAAGAGGACCAAGAGGACCAGAUGGUCUCUUAGGGGAACAAGGUAUACAAGGUGCCAAGGGUGAAAAAGGAGAUCAAGGAAAGAGAGGGCCUCAUGGUCUUAUUGGGAAGACUGGAAACCCUGGAGAAAGAGGAGUUCAAGGGAAACCAGGUUUACAGGGAUUGCCUGGAAGUACAGGUGACAGAGGACUUCCAGGAGAGCCAGGCCUGCGAGGACUGCAAGGUGAUGUUGGACCUCCUGGAGAAAUGGGCAUUGAGGGACCUCCAGGCAUUGAGGGAGAGUCUGGUCUGCAAGGUGAACCAGGUGCAAAGGGAGAUGUUGGACCUGCAGGAAGUGUUGGAGAAACUGGGGAACCAGGUUUGCGAGGUGAACCAGGAGCUCCUGGAGAAGAAGGUCUCCAAGGAAAAGAUGGGUUAAAGGGAGUUUCAGGAGGAAGGGGACUUCCUGGAGAGGAUGGAGAAAAAGGAGACAUGGGCUUACCAGGAAUUAUAGGGCCCUUGGGUAGAUCAGGCCAAAUGGGCCUUCCGGGACCUGAAGGAAUUGUGGGAAUUCCAGGGCAAAGAGGUCGUCCAGGAAAAAAGGGUGAUAAAGGACAAAUAGGACCCACAGGAGAAGUUGGAAGCAGAGGUUCUCCUGGAAAAAUUGGGAAAAGUGGUCCUAAGGGUGCCAGAGGAACUAGAGGUGCUGUGGGACAUUUAGGAUUAAUGGGACCUGAUGGAGAACCAGGAAUUCCAGGGUAUAGGGGCCAUCAGGGUCAACCAGGACUCUCUGGAUUGCCAGGACCUAAAGGAGAAAAGGGCUACCCAGGAGAGGAUAGCACAGUCCUAGGACCACCUGGGCCUCGAGGUGAACCAGGUCCAGUGGGGGAACAAGGAGAGAGAGGAGAGCCUGGAGCAGAGGGAUAUAAGGGCCAUGUGGGCGUACCAGGACUAAGAGGUGCCACUGGACAACAAGGGCCCCCAGGCGAGCCAGGUGACCAGGGUGAACAAGGACUAAAAGGAGAGAGAGGAUGUGAAGGUCAUAAGGGGAAAAAAGGAGCUCCUGGUCCUUCUGGGAAAGCUGGGAUUCCUGGACUUCAAGGCCUACCUGGACCAAAAGGCAUACAAGGAUACCAUGGAGCAGAUGGCAUUUCGGGAAACCCUGGAAAAGUUGGGCCACCAGGAAAACAGGGACUUCCUGGCAAUAGAGGCAGCCCAGGAAGAACAGGACUUGCUGGGGCUCCAGGUCCUCCAGGAGUAAAGGGUUCAUCAGGCUUGCCAGGAAGCCCAGGAAUUCAAGGCCCAAAGGGUGAACAAGGGCUACCUGGUCAACCUGGAAUUCAAGGUACAAGAGGUCACCAAGGAGCACAAGGUGAUCAAGGACCAUGUGGAGAGCCUGGCCUGAAAGGGCAGCCUGGAGAAUAUGGUGUUCAAGGUUUGACAGGUUUCCAAGGAUUCCCAGGCCCUAAAGGUCCUGAAGGGGAUGCUGGCAUUGUUGGGAUAUCAGGUCCUAAAGGUCCUAUUGGACAGAGAGGCAACACUGGUCCCAUUGGCAGAGAAGGUAUAAUAGGCCCAACAGGUAGAACUGGACCCAGAGGUGAAAAGGGCUUUAGAGGUGAAACUGGUCCUCAAGGACCGAGAGGUCAACCAGGGCCUCCAGGUCCACCUGGAGCACCAGGCCCAAGAAAGCAAAUGGAUAUCAAUGCUGCUAUUCAAGCCUUGAUUGAAUCAAAUGCUGCCCUACAGAUGGAGAACUACCAGAAUACUGAAGUGACUUUAAUUGACCACAGUGAAGAGAUAUUCAAAACCCUGAACUACCUUAGCAAUUUAUUGCACAGCAUCAAGAAGCCUCUUGGCACACGAGAUAACCCAGCACGAAUCUGCAAAGAUUUACUUAACUGUGAACAAAAAGUAUCAGAUGGAAAAUACUGGAUUGAUCCAAAUCUCGGCUGUCCUUCAGAUGCCAUUGAGGUUUUCUGCAAUUUCAGUGCUGGUGGCCAGACAUGCUUACCUCCUGUCUCUGUAACAAAGUUGGAGUUUGGAGUGGGGAAAGUCCAGAUGAACUUCCUUCAUUUACUGAGUUCGGAAGCCACCCAUAUCAUCACCAUUCACUGUCUAAACACCCCAAGGUGGACAAGCACACAAACAAGUGGCCCAGGAUUGCCUAUUGGUUUCAAGGGAUGGAAUGGCCAGAUUUUUAAAGUAAAUACUCUACUUGAACCUAAAGUGCUUUCAGAUGACUGCAAGAUUCAAGAUGGCAGCUGGCAUAAGGCAACAUUUCUUUUUCACACCCAGGAACCUAAUCAACUUCCAGUGAUUGAAGUACAAAAACUUCCUCAUCUCAAAACUGAACGAAAGUAUUACAUUGAAAGCAGUUCUGUAUGCUUUCUGUAA
Mandrillus leucophaeus (drill) is the source of this 5566-nucleotide messenger RNA. RefSeq names its product collagen, type XXIV, alpha 1 (gene COL24A1). The transcript has 63 exons. The record is from RefSeq and is a predicted model, not a curated record. Gene Ontology annotation, cellular component: basement membrane. The coding region runs from base 371 to 5566 and encodes 1731 amino acids. Gene Ontology annotation, molecular function: extracellular matrix structural constituent. Lineage: Eukaryota; Metazoa; Chordata; Mammalia; Primates; Cercopithecidae.